Messenger RNA from Capronia epimyces CBS 606.96, 789 nucleotides. RefSeq lists its product as uncharacterized. NCBI's taxonomy places the organism in Eukaryota, Fungi, Ascomycota, Eurotiomycetes, Chaetothyriales, Herpotrichiellaceae. The record is from RefSeq and is a predicted model, not a curated record. The transcript has a single exon. The coding region runs from base 1 to 789 and encodes 262 amino acids.
AUGUCGAAUCUAACCACCGUCACCACUUCGCCAGACAAGGCCUUUCUGGACACCUUCAUCUCCCUCCUCUCGCGGUCCUACCUGGCCACCCCGCUCACCACGGCCUUCAUCACCGAAAUCGACAACACCCCUCCCACCGCCAACCCUGCCCAUGUCAUUACCCCCGAGCGGCUGACCCAGCACUUUACGCUAGGCAUCACCGCCGCGGCGCAGAGUAAUGUUGUACUGAUUGAGGCGGGUGGCUUCACUGCCGCGGCGCUAUGGGAACCGCCUGACUUCUGUGGGAUACCCCCCUCUCAGGCCCGUCGAAAUCCCGGCCCCAUCCUCCAGGAGUUCCGUAGUAACGCACGAAGACUGAAGGCAAGGCAUCUCUCCCUGCCCGACCAAGGCCCCAGAAGCUACGACCAACCCGCCGCCCCGAGCCAGUCGUCUGGCGCCCCGUCCGAAGACCCCUACCCGGCGGACUUCAACAAGGACGUGGAUUUCGAAACUCGUCCAUUCUACCACCUUGCCAUGCUCGCCAGAGACCCUGAUGCAGAACCAGAUAAAGCCUUGGCAGCGCUCAAGGCCUGCAUGGACCCCUUCUUGAAGAAGGCCAAGGAGGAGGAUGUGCCCGUGUGGUUGGAGACGGCCAGUGAGUCCUCGAAGAAGGAGUAUGAGGACUUGGGCUUUAGAGUAUGUGAAGAGGUGGUGAUUGGCAGUGGAAGGGUGAAUGCCAAGGGGUGGCCUGAGGAAGGGGGUGAGGGAGUCAAGACUUGGGCUUUGAUGUAUGAUAACCAUCUAAAUUGA